GUCCCUUAGUAGGCUAAGGCUGCUAUCAGCAUUUGGAUAUGUUUCUCGCUGUUUCUCCUCAGCUCGCCUAGUGAGCGACUCGAAACCAGUACGGAAACUUUGAGCGGUAGUUCGGAAGUCUCGCCAAUCUCUUCACUUUGUUUUCCUUGUUUGCCACACCAUGGCCCGCGGCUUCAAAUCCCCUACUGCUCAAGUACCACUGCCUAAAGUGUCAUUUAUUAUCGUCCAGGAUGAUGAUAUCAACCAACCUGCUGGAGUGCACGACCUACAAGCCAGAUCUUACGGAUACAACGACUUCACCGAAUUCCUGAGACCGGAUCAUUACAUUCGGUACAUUGAGCCCCUCGAGAAAGACCUUGCUAUUCAGGUUGAAUAUGACAUGGACGACCAAGACCAGGAAUGGCUUGACGCAGUGAACGUUGAAAGGAAGAAGGAUCAACUGAAUGUGGUUACGUACGAGACGUUUGAGAUUAUUAUGGAUCGCCUGGAGAAAGAAUACUUCGACUUGACCAAGAGUAUACCCAAAUCUGAUUAUGCUAUGCCUUCUGAGGAUUCGACUUGCGCCAUUUGUGACGAUUCCGAGGGAGAAAACAGCAAUGCUAUCGUAUUUUGUGACGGUUGCAACCUCGCUGUUCAUCAGGACUGCUAUGGAGUCCCGUACAUACCUGAAGGCCAGUGGUUAUGUCGCAAGUGCACCGUCUCUCCGGAGAAUCCAGUGUCAUGCAUACUUUGCCCAAACGAAGGGGGAGCGUUCAAACAAACGGUAUUCGGUGACUGGGCCCAUCUUCUGUGUGCCAUUUGGAUACCCGAGACGCGGGUGGCAAAUGAGGUAUUCAUGGAACCUAUCACUGGAUCUGAUAAAAUUCCGAAGCAACGCUGGAAAUUGAAAUGCUCAAUAUGUGGCAUUCGCGAGGGUGCAUGCAUCCAGUGUACAAAGAACUCAUGCUUCCUGGCCUUCCACACAACCUGCGCUCGCAAGGAAAGGUUUCUCAUGCCAAUGAAGAGCUCCCAGGGUUCUGAGCCUGGUACGCUGGCAUGUUAUUGUGAGAAGCACCUUCCUAAAGAGCAGCAAGACGCUCGCCUCAAAGCUCUUGCACAAGAUGGCCUGAUGACCAGCCCCAGUUCCAAGCUGUCCAAAUCUGCACGUGCAUAUGCCAAAACCUACAAGACCGGCCCACCGCUUGUGCCACACAUCAUUGUUGAACGCAUCCUGAAUUAUAUUACCAAGGUAAAUGUGCGCAAGAAAACCGAAUUUGUAUACAUGGUUUGUAAAUACUGGAGCUUGAAGCGUGAGGCGAGGCGAGGGGCGCCACUAUUGAAGAGACUGCAUCUCGAACCAUGGACAGCAUCAAACGCAGGGAAAGUACAGACGGAAGAAGAAAAGACUGCGAAACUAGAGCAUUUGAAACAUUUGCGCAGAGAUCUGGAGUCUGUUCGCGAAUUGGCACUACAAACUCGCAGACGGGAGAGCCGGAAGCUUGCACAGACUGAAAGCAUCCAGAAAGUGCUCGAGAUUGCACUCUUUCCUCACGAGGCACUACUCCGGCUUGCGUUUGAGAAAGUUCUUGCUCUUGAUCGCCACGGUCUCUUCAAGCAUCCGGUGUCAAGGACGGAGGUCCCCGACUACUAUGAUGUCGUGAAAAAGCCCAUGACUUGGGAUGCGAUUGAUGCGAAGCUUGACCGUCACGAGUACUGGGACCUCGAAGGUUUCAAGAGUGACAUCGAGUUAGUACUGUCUAAUGCAAUCCUGUACAACAAGCCUGGUACAUCGUUCUACAAGACCGCACAAAGAAUGCAAAUAAGCAGUCAACCCAUCCUUCAGGAACUCACUUCCCUCGCCUACAAUCACUCACCCCUUACUCCCCCUGAUUCUUCUGACUCCUCCGUUCUCUCCCAGAUGUCCAUCGGAGACCUAGAACCUUUGAUGGAGACACUCCAGCUACUAACGUCAACUCAAGACAUCCAAGAUAACGUCAAUCUUCUUCUUCAUUCCGAUCCCAUCUCAUCACUAUUCAACUUUGAACUUCCGCGCAUCAAGCCUCCACCGCCUCCUCCCCCAGCUCCAUCUCCCCCGCCGCCUCCCAAGUCCAAGGCGCCCAAAAAGAAGCGUCAUCUCAAGACCGUCGAACCUGGUCCUCUGGACACCUCCCCAGGUUUCCGUGCCCCGCGAACCCGCCGAGCUCAUGCGGCAGCCGCAGCUUUCGAGGCCGAGGCUGGCUUCGAACCCGAAUUUCAAUCUACUGCCGAACCUGAACUGGGAGCAAUUGAGAUCGAUCAGAAAGUGGCUUCUGAACCACCAAAGAAACGACGCCGGCAGAGUGCAAUGCCUGGGCAAGCAGAAACGCCACCCAUGGUCACAGAUGUAGACAGUCAGGGAUUAUUCAAAAUGUUCGAUGCCGGAUGGAUUUUACCGACGGGACAACGAAGGGGAGGACGUCAGCCUGUGGAGAGGGCUCCGCUUCCACCGAAGAAAAAGAAGAUGGAUCGUGGGACGUCGAGGUUGUCUGUAUUCAGCACAAACGCAUCGGAUAAUCAGACUCUGGACGAGAUUUCUGGACCUUCUGGCUUGUCCGUAGAAGAGAAAGCACAGGUGGAUGUCGAGUUUGGAGUAAUGUCCGAGGCAAGUGCUGGUGCCCUUGACAUGGAUGCACAGGCAGGCUUGGGCCUUGUCAAUGAGGAGAUGGUGGCAUCCAUAGCUCUCGAUAUUCCAGAGAAGCACCAGGAGGAAGAAAUGGAGAGGCAACUACAGCCAGAACCAGUACCAGAACCAGUACCAGAACCAGAACCAGAACCAGAACCUGAAGUUCAACUGCAGACAAUAAUUCAGCCGGAGGCCACAGAGUUAGAAGAGGACAGGGAGGAGACACGAUCAGAGUUAGAAGCGCGGAUAGCCAAGAUCCCCAUUCGACCAAACACGACGAUCAAUGUCGAGAAUGGGAAAAUUGUCGUGGAGGAACUAGACACGCCCAAACUUCGACGGGAAAAGGCAAGGCAGCGGAAGGCAGAAAAGGCCGCCGCCGCCGCCGCUGCUACUGCUGCUGCCCAAGGCCUUCCGCAAGCCAAAGUCGAGAUCCCGAAAACCAACGUCGGGACCACUCAAGAUGACGUCUCCGAUUUAUCUUCUCUGAGCGAGCUGGACAGUGAUACUGAUGAGAAACCUGUGGCACGGGGCAAUACGACUACAUCCAGUGCCAUACCCGAAGUAAAGCUCGUCGGAACGCGUCAACCGCAACGAGCGCCAGCCACUUUCGUUACCACAGGAAAAGCUCUUGUUGUCCUUGAACCGGGAAAGCAGUUAGAAAAUGGCACUCUUGUUUGGGCCAAAGCAGACACGUAUCCAUGGUGGCCUGCAGUUGUUUGGGAACCAGAUGACCCAAUGAUUCCAGAAGAUGUCAGGAAGAAGAGGCCUCAAGAUAAUUCACGUCAUGUCGUACAAUUUUAUGACCCCACGAUGUCAUGGACAUGGGUCGCCAUUGGCAACAUGUUAUUACUGGGUGAGGAUAAUGAGGUUGAUGCUUCUCUACUUUCGCCAACUUCGAUGGUUCAAAAGUGGAAAACACCCAGGAUUAAGAAGCAAUGUCGGGAAGCUUUCCAGCGCGCCUUGGCAGAGAUGGAAACGGCUGCGGAUAUACUUGCUCAUGAAAAGGAGGAUGUUGCGACGGAGGUCACAAGCUCUGGUUCUAUUAAGGAGCAAGGUUCUGCUCAUGUUGAUGUGGCUAUGUCGAUCGAGCAAUCAGGUUCAUGCCCGGAGGCUUCUCUCGGUAUUUAUGCAGAGACGAGGGAUUCAAUCAUUCAUUGGUGAAAGGCUGAUGUAUAUUAAAUUGAACAUUUGU
Molecule: messenger RNA, 3833 nt
Organism: Suillus subalutaceus
Lineage: Eukaryota; Fungi; Basidiomycota; Agaricomycetes; Boletales; Suillaceae
Product: bromodomain-containing protein
Exons: 18
Coding region: 161-3802 (1213 amino acids)
Biological process (GO): regulation of transcription by RNA polymerase II
Cellular component (GO): MOZ/MORF histone acetyltransferase complex
Molecular function (GO): protein binding
Source: RefSeq, a predicted model, not a curated record